Messenger RNA from Aplosporella prunicola CBS 121167, 1857 nucleotides. RefSeq lists its product as uncharacterized. The coding region runs from base 1 to 1857 and encodes 618 amino acids. Gene Ontology annotation, molecular function: ATP binding; ATP hydrolysis activity. Lineage: Eukaryota; Fungi; Ascomycota; Dothideomycetes; Botryosphaeriales; Aplosporellaceae. The record is from RefSeq and is a predicted model, not a curated record. The transcript is spliced from 3 exons.
AUGGUUUCCGCUUCCAAGGCUGCCCGUGACGCCAAGCGUGCCGCUACCGGCAAGGAGCCCAAGAAGUCGCUCGCUGAGAGGAAGGCCGCCAAGAAGGCCGCCGACGAGGGCCAGGACCCUGCCGUCACCGACGCUGAGACGACCGUCGACGAGACGGCCGAGAAGGUCAAGAACCUCGCCCUGCAAAAGGACGAGCACGGUCUGUCCGACCGUGUCACCACCGGUGUUCUCGCCUCGCUCCCUGCCAGCCGCGAUGUGAAGAUCACCUCCGCCUCGCUGGUCUUCCACGGAAAGGUCCUCUUCAACGACACCACUCUGGAAGUCAGUUAUGCCCGCCGCUACGGCCUGCUGGGUGAGAACGGCUGCGGAAAGUCGACUCUGCUCAAGGCCAUCGACGCGCGCGAGUUCCCCUUCCCCGAGCACAUCGACAUCUACCUGCUCAACGAAGGUGCCCCCAAAACCGACACCGGCGCCCUUGACUGGGUCGUCGGUGAGGCGCAGAGGGAGCUGGACCGCCUGGAGAAGCUGUCCGAGGACAUCCUGGAGAAGCAGGGUCCCGAGGCCCCCAUUCUUGAGGAGAUUUACGAGCGUAUGGAAACCAUGGACCCCAGCACUUUCCAGACUCGCGCUUCCCUCAUCCUGACUGGUCUUGGUUUCAACAAGAAGACGAUCCAGAAGAAGACCAAGGACAUGUCUGGUGGUUGGAGAAUGAGAGUUGCGCUUGGCAAGGCCCUCUUCGUCAAGCCCUCUCUCCUUCUUCUGGACGACCCCACUGCCCAUCUGGACUUGGAGGCCUGCGUGUGGCUUGAGGAGUACCUGAAGAAGUGGGACCGCACCCUCAUUCUUGUUUCCCACUCCAUGGAUUUCUUGAACGGUGUCUGCACCAACAUGAUCGACAUGCGCCUGAAGUCUCUCAUGUACUACGGUGGUAACUACGACUCCUACAUCAAGACCAGGGUCGAGAACGAGACGAACCAGAUGAAGGCCUACGAGAAGCAGCAGGAGGAAAUCAAGCACAUCAAGAAGUUCAUCGCUUCUGCCGGUACCUACGCCAACUUGGUCAGGCAAGCUAAGUCCAGGCAGAAGAUUCUCGACAAGAUGGAGGCCGAAGGUUUCAUCCAGCCCGUUGUCCAGGACCGCGUCUUCACCUUCCGCUUCGCCGAUGUUGAGAAGCUGCCGCCCCCCGUCCUCUCGCUGGACAACGUCACCUUCUCCUACUCCGGCAACCCCGAGGACAACCUGUACGAGAACCUCGACUUCGGUGUCGACAUGGACUCCCGUACUGCCCUGGUCGGCCCCAACGGUGUCGGCAAGUCUACUCUGCUCCGCAUCUUCACCAACCACCUUUCUCCUACCACCGGUUCCGUCUCUCGUCACACUCACUUGAAGCUUGGCAUGUACUCUCAGCACUCCGCUGAGCAGCUCGACAUGACCAAGUCUGUCCUCGACUUCGUCCGUGACAAGUUCUCCUCCGUCUCUCAGGACUACCAGUACUGGCGCCAGCAGCUCGGCCGUUACGGUCUGACUGGUGAGGCCCAGACUGCUCUGAUCGGUACUCUGUCCGAGGGUCAGAAGUCUCGUAUCGUUUUCGCCAUGCUUGCCCUCGACAGCCCCAACAUGUUGCUGCUUGACGAGCCUACCAACGGUCUGGAUAUCCCUACCAUUGACUCGCUCGCCGACGCCAUCAACGCUUUCAGCGGUGGUGUUGUCGUCGUUUCCCACGACUUCAGGCUGCUCGACAAGAUCGCCAAGGACAUCAUGGUCUGCGAGAACAAGACCGUCCACAGGUGGGACGGCAGCAUCGGCGAGUACAAGAACCACCUGAGGAAGAAGAUGCUUGCUGCCGGUGCCGUCUAA